AGAUGGAUUUUUUCCCAGGGAAAAUGGAGGCCUGUGGAGCCGGGACGGGCUUUCCAGCCGCCAGGAGCCCGUUCCCCCACGGCCGCGGCUCCACCACCGCUGAGACGCAGGGGCUGCGGGGCGGGGCUCCGAGGACCCCGGACUGGAGGAGCGGGGGUCCUGGCUCUGCGGCUGUGCGGGGACGGGGACGGCGGCCUCAGGAGACACGAAGAAGCCCUAGGGCUGGGCUCGGGGUGAACGGGGUGACCCAGUGCCCCCGUGCCGGGACGGGUGAGGGGUGUGGUCAGGGUGGGUGGCUGCCGAGCCCUGGAGCGCUGCCUGCCUCUGGUCUGUGCCGCGUUCCGGAGCAGGGCCUGGCCACGCCCUGGGGUGCCCCCUAGCCACGGGGCAGCCGGGCCACCGCAGGGCUCUGGGGGGGCCGCCUGGGUUGCUGCGGACCCCCACCCAAGGCCUGGCCUCGUCCCAUCAUGGCUCAAGUGGGUCACCCACCUCGCCUCUGUGUCCCUGGGACCCAGGGCGACAGGUUGGACCAGACCAGCUGGCCCAGAAGCUCUGUGGAAGCGGCUGUGUAGGAGGGUGUGUCCGAGGCGGGUUUGAGCAGUGAUCCAGAUGGGGGAGAGUUGAUAGGGUUUGAAGGGCGGCGGGCAUUGGGUUUUUACAGGGAGUUGUUUCUGUUUCUGUGAUGGCCCCGAGCGUUCCGCCGCCACUGAUCGGUCUCAGCUGAGUAUUUCAGCGUCUGACCUUAGCCGGCCUGCAUUUCUUUCUGUAGAAAGGUUACUAGAAGGCGUGAGGACCCAGAAGCCGGGCUGAGGUUUCUCGGUGGUGAAUUUGAGAUGACGGUGGUUUUUCCUGGGUCUCUGGGGCCUUGGAGCCUUCCUCUGCCUUGGGCCUUGGCUCUGCGCCCCGGCCUCCACCCUGGCUGGGCCCACGCUUCAGAAGCAGGCUUCUCCCGCGUGCUCGGAGCCUGAGGCUGGCGGGCGGCUCUUCGUGCUGUAGCCUCGCUUGUCCACUCUCCGUCCCCUCUCAGGCCCUGCCCCGGCCCUCAGGACCCCACGUCUGUCUCCUUGUGCCUCUUGGUAGGAGGAGGAGGAAAAGGGCUGUUUCAGGCUUUCUCUCCAGGAUAAUCAGGGUUUGUUGGAUUGGCUCACAUUUAAAACCACCUGCGGCGCACAGAAGAGCCUCUCAGGUCUUCAGGACGCUGCCUGCUUUAGGAAAAGGAAGCCACUAAACCCUCCCUCCUUGGAGUCACAGGAUCUUACAUCUGGGGGGACUGGAAUUCACGCCGGUUCAGUGGUUCUGCACCAGCUUAGAGUGCCUGGGCACAUAAGAAACACCCAAGCCUGGCCCCGCCCCAGGGCAGCGAAGUCAGGACCCUGGGAGGGGGCCUGGGCAUCGUCCUCGGUGUGGGAAGGACAGACGAACCUGCAGGUGAUCUAAUGCACCUGGGCCCAGAGCUCUGCGUCCUGAUCAUGGUCCAAUCCGAGGCCCCACUGGGUAGCUUCUUGAUUUGAGGCAAGUAACUAAACCUGAGCUCUCUUCUUUCCAUUGGAAAUGUACGAUUCCCUGUUUAGCAGGUUAAACGGCCUAACUGAACGUGCCUGGCACGGAGUAGGUACUUCAUAUUAGCACCUGGCACCCACUCUGCUGUAUUUAUGUGUAUUUUUCGUUCCUGUAGUCAGACACUGGAGUCCUGUUUUCCUAGCUUGGAAAUAGUGGAACCAAGAUCAGAACCCACUGUUUUGUUCUUUGGUCCCAGUGCCCUGGAGUCCCCCCAGCCUUCGUGAAGGGGCACCUAUACCAGCCACUCGCCCUGGGCAAGCUUGAGUCAUUGUUUCAGUCAGAGCUCUUCAGAGUCAUGGGGACCCUCCCGUUUCAAGGCAGAGGUUCCACAGGAGCGUAGCGAUGCAGUCGUGGCAAAAUGGGAACUGUCACCCAGACCGCGUGGCAGGCUUGUGGAAAGGACAAGGUGGAGGAUGGGCGCAUGAGGGUCCCGGGGCCGUGGCCUGGUGCAGCGUGUGGACCCCGGCCCAGCCUGUACGACGUCGGCAGCAUGAGCCUCCCAAGCAGCGGGCCGGCGGGCAGCAUCUUUGACCUGGACUGCACCUCCGGGCAGGUCCGCUGGGCGCUGGUGGCCGCCGGCUGCACCUUCUACCUGGGCGUCUUCGUGGCCUGCCACCAGCUGUCAUCCUCCCUGAACGCCACCUACCGCUCCCUGGGGGCCCGAGAGCAGGUCUUCUGGAACCUGGCAGCCACGCGUGCAGUCUUUGGCAUCCAGGGCACCACGGCGGGGCUACGGGCGCUGCUGCUGGACCCCGUGCUCCAGGCCGACAAAGUGCUCGGCCAGCAGAACUGGUGCUGGUUCCACAUCACCACGGCAACUGGAUUCUUCCUCUUCGAGAACCUCGCGCUCCACGUGUCCAAUGUGCUGUUCCACACAUUCGACGGGUUCCUGGCCGUCCACCACCUCUUCGCCUUCCUCGGGUUUCUCGGCUGCGUGGUGAACCUCCAAGCGGGCCACUACCUGCCCAUGAUCACGCUGCUCCUGGAGAUGAGCACGCCCUUCACCUGCAUCUCCUGGAUGCUCCUAAAGGCCGGCUGUGCGGACUCGCUGCUCUGGAGGCUGAACCAGUGGCUGAUGGUCCACCUGUUCCACUGCCGCAUGGUCCUCACCUACCACAUGUGGUGGGUGUGCCUGGGCCACUGGGACGGCCUGGCCCGCAGCCUCUUCCCGCCGCACUGGGCGCUCUUCGUGGUCGGGCUGGGCCUCCUCACGGUCCUCAUCAACCCCUACUGGACCCGCAAGAAGACGCAGCAGCUGCUCAACCCCGUGGACUGGAACUUCGCGCCCGGCCGCCCCAACGGGCCGGCGCCGCCCAAGAAGACGAGGUAGCGGCCUCGGCCCCGACUGUCCCCGCGGCGCCGACCCCAGGCCGCGUGAGUACUGACUUCCACGUGGCGCCGAGUACCUACACCUGAGCGCGCCUCGGGGACAGAGUCCCGCCGUGGUGACGUCACGGCCCGAUGUGCUCCUUCCCGCGAGCUUGGCCUGUCUGCGCCGUCGCCCCAAGGAGGGCCCGCGUGGACGGGUCGCACUAAAGCGUGUGUGCGUCUUAUUCAACAGCCCCGUUAUUUUUAGUGGGAGAGAACUGUCCCAAGAGAAUAUAAUCCGGUCCCUUACCCUGUUGACAUUCCCAGGGCUGAGAUGUAAGCCGCGUCUCCGCAGCGCCAUCUCGUGGUGAGCGCGGGGCAUCGGCCUGGCUUGCGGCUGGGGGCGGCGGAGGGGUCUUCUCACCAGGGAAGCUCAUCCGGCGAAGAGUGUUGUUUCCGUUUUGUGUUUCUCUGUUGACACAGUAAGAGAGGUGUUAGUAAUCAGAUCUGUCUAGAUUUUAGAGCUGUUUUUAACUAAGUUUCAAACAGGUGCCCCGCCAGACCCUACCUAACCCCCUGGUUGGUGUCUCUCUGUAGGUUUCACCAGACCCUACCCCCUGGUUGGUGUGUCUCUGUAGGUUUCAAGUCGGGUCAGUGGUCACUCUCCCUGCGAGCUGUGGGUGGACCUGGCCCCUUGGAGUGCCCGGCUGCAGGGCCCCCUCCUCACCUCCUGGUGACGAGCCCGGGCACCACCUUUACCAUGUGGGGCCCGGGUGGAAUCUACACCCCGACCCGCAAUUUUGUUGACGAAUACGUACUGACAUCUUAUUCUUGCCACGAGUGGGCAAUUAAAAUGAAAAGCUCGUAUUUACUGAAAGUGCCCUUGAACUGUUUUUGAAAAACACACUUAUUGGUCGUGAGAAUCACGUGUGCCUUGUGCCUGGUGUGUAACACGGCCCCUCGGAAGGGUGUGUGCUGAUUUCUGGUACUGUGACUUGACUGUACGGAGGUCAGGAGAUGUGAUAGCUGCUUGUGUCAUUUUGAGAAGUGUUUCAAUCCUAGAAACAUCCAGCAAACCGUGUCCCUGCUGAGACCCCUCUCCCCCUCGCCGAAGACCCCAGGCACCUGCCGCCCGCUCUCCCGUCCGCAAGCGGGGGGAGCCGAGCUGGCUGUGUUUCCAGCCGGUCAGAACUUUAAUAAAGUAACCGAUGUUUACAGAACCUGAAAGCAUGUCCGUUCUUCUCCCUCAAUACUGUUCACAUUGCUGUGGAGGCUUUCUGUCUCGGUGAUACAACUGUGAUGAUGAAUCUUCACGUGCUCAAGGUUUGAACUCAGUUUAAGGUAUAAAAUAUUUAAUUUUUACGUGACCCUCACUGGGAA
This is a messenger RNA of Aethalodelphis obliquidens (Pacific white-sided dolphin), 4248 nucleotides long. It is a transcript of the gene CLN8, whose product is annotated as CLN8 transmembrane ER and ERGIC protein. Gene Ontology annotation, cellular component: endoplasmic reticulum; membrane. The transcript is spliced from 3 exons. Gene Ontology annotation, biological process: phospholipid metabolic process; lipid homeostasis; nervous system development. Bases 1919 to 2890 code for a protein of 323 amino acids. The record is from RefSeq and is a predicted model, not a curated record. Lineage: Eukaryota; Metazoa; Chordata; Mammalia; Artiodactyla; Delphinidae. Gene Ontology annotation, molecular function: ceramide binding.